Messenger RNA from Mesorhabditis belari, 3231 nucleotides. Lineage: Eukaryota; Metazoa; Nematoda; Chromadorea; Rhabditida; Rhabditidae. The record is from the annotation of a GenBank genome assembly.
AUGCCAACACCGACGACAGUGAAAUUGUUAGUGGACGAGACGAACGAAGACGGGAAGAGGAGUUCACCCGUUGAACAUGUGUGGAGCGAUCCCCGUCUUCCACACAAUCGUCGCCGUGCUUCGGGAUGUGCGGCUUUUUGUGCGAUCGCUUGUGUGAUGUUCAUUUUGGGAGCGACGAUUGGGGCCGCUGUUUACACCUAUCUAACACCGGGUGCUUUUCGAGAAUUGCUAAAUUGGACAACAUCAAGCGGAAAUGGAGAUGAAAUGUUGAGUGAUGAUUUCGAGGAGUUGAUAGAGCAACAUUGUCCAGAUUUUCCUUGGGAUGAGCUUCGAUUACCGAAUGAUAUCCGACCCGAUCACUACAACAUUUCAAUCCAUCCCGACAUUGAUGCGGGCCGUUUAAGUGGACAAGUGGCCAUCGAUUUGAGGGUUGAGAACGAGACGUCGGUCAUUGUUUUGCACGCACAUCGCCUCAAUCUCUCCUCUUUUUACAUUAAUGUAAACAAUCGAAAAGUGAAUGCGGAACAUUCUGAGUGCGAUGUUCUACAGCAAUGGGCAUUCACGCUUGACAAGCCGGUUGAAGAGAAUGAUGAGAUCGUUCUGGGCAUCGAAUAUGACGGAUUGAUGUUGGCUGAUAUGCACGGUCUCUACAUCAGCACGCAUCACUCAAAUAAUGGAAAGAUUUGGAAAUCCGUGGCUUCUCAGUUUGAGCCGAAUCAUGCGCGCAAGGCUUUCCCGUGCUUCGACGAGCCCAAUCUGAAAGCGACAUUCCAGGUAUCGGUUGUGCGUGAGCCUGAACACGUGACAAGGAGUAACACAAAUCUCCGGGUCACUCGAGAACACUCGGAAGAAGGACUCUACAUUGAUGUAUUCGAGAAAAGCGUGAAAAUGUCGACGUAUCUUUUGGCUGUGGCAGUGCUCGAUAAUUACGAUUACAACAAGCGACUUACGAAGACCACGGCUGAACCGAUUGAGGUCCGUCUCUACGCUUCCCGUGAUGUUCUCAAAGGCCAAGCCGAUUUCGGUCUUGAUGUAGCUACAAAAGCUUUAGAGUAUUUCGAAGACUAUUUCAAUAUCUCUUAUCCACUAGAUAAAGUUGAUCUCCUAGCACUUGAUGAUUUCGCCGAAGGAGCCAUGGAGAAUUGGGGUCUCAUCACGUUUAGAGACUCAAGCUUGUUGUACAACGAGAAAACGAGUGGCGAGUUGAGCAAAGAACACAUUGCACUUGUCAUUUGUCACGAGAUUGCACAUCAGUGGUUCGGGAAUUUGGUGACAAUGGAUUGGUGGAAUGACUUGUGGCUGAAUGAGGGUUUCGCCAAUUAUAUGGAGUACAAAUGCGUGGAUCAUAUCUUCCCGAAAUGGAAAAUUAUGUCCCGUUUCUACGCGGAGAACGCCGGAUCAGCGAUGGAGCCGGAUGGCUUGAGCUCAUCUCGACCGAUCAACGCCGGUUUAGAGAGUAACACGACGAAUAUCAUGUCUCUUUUCGACGCAAUCUCUUAUCACAAGGCGGCCGCGAUCAUUCACAUGCUGCAGGGAUUGGCUGGGGAAUGGUACUUCCAGAAGGCUUUGAUCGAGUACCUCAACAAGUACAAAUACGACAAUGCGAAAGGAGAGGAAUUGUGGAGAAUUGUGGAAAAGCACGCUUCAUUGCCACAUGGAGUCACCGUCGAGUCUCUCGCUAAAGCAUUCACCACACAGGUUGGCUAUCCAUUGAUUCAAAUCGGUUUGGUCAAUAAUGAUGAGGAGAUUUUGGUGCACAAUCAGACACGAUUCCUCUUUGAUCGAGAUCACAAAAAGAACGAUAAAGAUGGAGAUAAAGAUGGAGAUGGAGAUGGAGAUGGAGAUAGAGAUGGAGAUAAGGAUAAAGCUAAAGCUAAAGCUGGAGAUAAAGCUGGAGAUAAAGAUGAAAGCGAAGAAGAUGAAGAGGAUGAAAAUGGAAAGGACGAUGAUGACAGUGAUGAUGAAAAAGAGAAAAAGGAAAAGAAGAAAAUGCAGAAAAAAGGAAGGGGAAGUAAUGAAGAUGAGGAUGACGAGGAUUUGGAAUGGCCGAUCCCCGUGCAUUUCAGAACUGAUGACAAAGGAGAACCACAGCUGAAAUGGUUGCGACCGGGAGAGCAAAAGGUACACUGGCGCCUUGACUCUCCCUCAAAAUGGGUGAUCGCGAACUCCGGGGGAAUCGGUUACUUCAAAGUGCUCUACGAUAAGAAAAUCUAUCGAGAGUUGAAUCGACAACUGAAUAGGGAUCAUUCGGAAAUCUCAGCAAUCGAUCGAACGAUGCUAAUCACGGACGCGUUUGAUUUCACAAAAGUCGGGCUUUUAGAUAUUGGCACGUAUAUGGAUAUGGUACAGUAUGCUGAGGAUGAGCGUGAUCGAAUGGCUUGGACGAUGAUCAGCCAACAAAUGGAAUCGAUUGAGGGAUUGAUUGAAGAAACGGAUUAUAUUCAUUUAUUUAGGGAUUUCCAACGAUCGUUGGUGGUGAAAGUUUAUGAGGAACUUGGCUGGGAUGAUGGGGAAAGUGACGAGAAGGAGGAAAGCCCAUCUCGUCGUGGUCUCCAGCAAACAGUUCUCUCAUUUGCUUGCCGUUUAAAUCACGGCGAUUGCUCGAAGAAAGCAAUUCAACGAUUCAAUCAAUGGGCUGUAUCGAAGAAACCAGUUACCCCCGAACUUCAAGGCAUCAUUUUCUCCGAAGGAAUCAAGCACGGAGAUUCAGCUCUAUGGGAAAAGGCCUAUACCGCUUUUCAAUCAGCCACCACACCAAAAGCAAAGCAAAAUCUAAUGGAGGGAAUGGCGGCGACAAAGGAUCCAAAACUUGUGAAUCGCUUACUCCGAAUGACUCUCGACUCGAAAUCGAUCAAGGCGAACACGAUUCACUGGGUGUUGAGUGCGUUGGCGAAGAACGAACUGUCGAGGACGGCGGCUUGGCGAUUUUUCCGUAUCAAUUACGACGAUUAUGAGGAGAUCCUCGGCAAGGGCAGCAAUCUCCUCUUCGCUUGUAUCCGCGGUCUCGUCGACAAGACGAGUACAAAGCACGACUUGGAAGAGCUCAAAGAGUUCUUGGAAUCGAAAAAUUUGGAAAAUAAUCGAAGCAAAUUGGAGCAACUCUUCGAGAAUAUUGAGGUCAACAUCCAAUGGAGAGAGCUCAAUGAGGAGAAAUUGGAGGAGUAUCUCCGAGAAUGGGACGAGCGUCGGCGGCGUCUCCAUCGGCGACACAAGCAAUUCGAGGGAAAAUUU